CCCCGGCCGGCAGGGUGGGAGCUCCCAGGGCCCGGCCCACCGCAUCCGGCGGCCGAGAGUGACUUCCUCUAGAGGGAGCUGAGCGCGGCGGCGGCGGGCACCUCUAGGAUCUGUGCAGCCACGGGUCCCUCGCCCAGGGUCGGCGCGGCGGCGGCAUCCGGACCUUGGCAAUGCUCUGACGGCAGCCGGUUUCGGGAAGCCGGCCUGAAGCACCUUCCCGGGGAGCUCGGACCUCGGCCCUGCUGAGCCAUCGGGCCGGCCGGAGCCCGGACAGGCUGACACUGUUACCCGCUAAGACCUGAGCGAUGGCAUCUGACCAAGGCCCGGGUCCCCCCGAGGAGGGGUGCAGAGAGGCCGCCCCACCGUCCGAAGCGGAGCAGCAGGUGGCCCGGGACACCGAGGAGGUUUUCCUCAGCUAUGUGUACUACCGCCAUCAGCAGGAGCAGGAGGCCGAGGGGGCAGCUGCCCCCACUGACCCUGAGAUGGAUGCCCUGCCGCUAGAUCCAAACAGCACCCUGGCCCAGGUGGGUCGGCAGCUGUCCAUCAUCGGAGAUGACAUCAACCAGCGCUACAACACCGAGUUCCAGAGCCUGCUGCAGCAGCUGCAGCCCACGGCGGACAACGCCUACGAGCUGUUCCUCAAGAUUGCCUCCAGUCUCUUUGAGAGCGGCAUCAACUGGGGCCGUGUGGCGGUUCUCCUGGGCUUUGGCUAUCGCCUGGCCCUGCACGUCUACCAGCACGGCCUGUCUGGCUUCCUGGGCAGGGUGACCAGGCUGGUGAUCGAUUGCAUGCUGCACUACUGCAUUGUCCAGUGGAUCGUGGACAAAGGCGGCUGGAAGGCAGCCCUGAACUUGGUUAAUGACCCCUUCUGGAAAGUGGUGAUGAUCCUUGCCCUGGUUCUGGUCGGAAAAUAUGUGGUACGAAGAUUCUUCAAGUCGUCCUGACACCUGAGGGGCCCUUUGGGGUCCCAGCUGUGACACCUGCAUUUCAACCCGAACUUCUCCCCCUCCUCUCCCCUGCAGGACUUCCCCCACCCCAAGAGUACACAAGCUUUAGCAAGUGGGCACCCCAGCAUCAGGGGGCCCCUGCCUGGGGUCAUUCAGGCUGCACAAUGGCCCCAACAUUGCAUGGUGCUACCAGGCCCGUCAUGGGCCUCCAUCCUGGCCUCAGGGGGCUAUAGCUUCUUUCCUCAGCUGUCAGGGACCCCGACCUUCCUUCCUCAGCAGCCCUUGAGAGACAAGAGGCUGGGGCCUGGUUCUUCCCAGGAAGCUUUUAAUGGUUGUAGCUUUGUGUAAUCCCCUCAGAGACACUCCUCAUUCCCACCAUCUGCCCAAGGUCAGGAUGUCCAAGGUGUGAGGUCAGUGGCCCACCCAGUGUCCCCAGGACGUAGCUGCUCUGGAAGGCCAGAGUCCGAGAGGAAGGACACGAGCCCAGUCUUGGAACUCAGCGUGGCCCCCAGGGGCGGGCUGGCUGGGACGGGGGUCCACGUCCUGCUCCCCACCCCGUGUUGCCUUAGUGGUUGGACUCUCAGGGAUUCUGGGCCAGGGCUGGGGGCAGGGGCAGGGGCAGCAGAGCAGUCUUCAGUGUCCACCAAGACCUCCGAGCCUGGUCCCCAGUCCUGGUUCCUGCCCACCCCUCACCGAAUAACCACUGACCCCAACCCAGCCGCUGUAGGACCUACAGUGUGAGGUGAAGACCUCACCCCACUUCCCAGGGGCCUUCCUGCUGGGCUGCCUUUGACUCUAUUGUGUGUGGAGGGGGUGCUGGAGAUGCCUUGGUGGGAGGGUCGGAUGUAGCUGGGGAAACCAUGAAUACUUGAACUCCACCUCAUGCCACACUCCACGGCCUGUGGGGCCCUCUUGGAGGUGGGUGGGAGGACCUUUUCUACCUUGCACAGUUGAGGGCUGGGGGGUCAUGGGGAGAAGUUCUUGAUGAAGCCAAAUGCAUGGAGAGGUUGCAGGUGGUGCCUGCUGGCCACCUACACCCCCAUCGUAUGAUGUUAUUUGCAAAUAAACCGUGCAAUGCCCCCA
Chinchilla lanigera (long-tailed chinchilla) is the source of this 2030-nucleotide messenger RNA. It is a transcript of the gene Bak1, whose product is annotated as BCL2-antagonist/killer 1. Gene Ontology annotation, biological process: regulation of apoptotic process; extrinsic apoptotic signaling pathway in absence of ligand; intrinsic apoptotic signaling pathway in response to DNA damage. The record is from RefSeq and is a predicted model, not a curated record. Gene Ontology annotation, cellular component: mitochondrial outer membrane. Gene Ontology annotation, molecular function: protein homodimerization activity; protein heterodimerization activity. The coding region runs from base 306 to 944 and encodes 212 amino acids. Lineage: Eukaryota; Metazoa; Chordata; Mammalia; Rodentia; Chinchillidae. The transcript has 6 exons.